Trichoderma reesei QM6a is the source of this 2130-nucleotide messenger RNA. RefSeq lists its product as uncharacterized. The record is from RefSeq and is a predicted model, not a curated record. The coding region runs from base 1 to 2130 and encodes 709 amino acids. NCBI's taxonomy places the organism in Eukaryota, Fungi, Ascomycota, Sordariomycetes, Hypocreales, Hypocreaceae. The transcript is spliced from 4 exons.
AUGGCCGAAACCCCAAUCGAACAGGGAGAUCGCAGACCAGGCAUCACUGUCAACCACAUACCGUUACAUUUGCAGCGGGAUUCGCGAAUCAAAGACUCGCUCAGCGACAAGCCCUUGGCCGCAACUCAGUCCGGAAACGAGAGCCAAAGUCUCUCCGUCACCUUUGGCCAACGGAAACACUUCCCUGAGAGCCUACACUUUCCGCCGAAUACAUUUCGCCUGCGCUCAAGAACGGCAUCGACGAGGAGCAGCAUCUCGUCUGCAAACGUGCCCGACUCUGCCACUACCUACUCGCACUCGACGCUGGCCAGCCCCAUCAGCACGAGUUACGCCAGCGAUCUCAGCGACAUCUUCUGCGGCUACCCUGCCGACGCUUCGCGCCCCUCCAGCCGGGUAUUUCAUCGGCACCGAUCCUCCACGGGAUCUUGUUCAACUCACGUCAAUGACGAUGACGACGCCUUCGCUUUUGCAGGAUACCCAGACCUCAGCGCGAAGCUAGGGGAGAUUCACGUCUCUCCCAUCAAGGAGGAAGAGGAGAGUCCGACACCCGAAGACUCUCACGAGUGGCCCCAGCUAGAGACGGCUACUCUUGAAACCUCUACCUCGUCCAGGUGGGACACGGCAUCAUCUGCAUCAGAUGACGUUUCCUUUCAGGACACUGAGGCCAUUCUCGACUAUACUCUGCAACUGGUAUUUGGAAUCGAUCUUCAAGAGGAGGCGUCCAAGGUGACCCCGGCGGUGCGAAGCUUGGUUUGCAAGUUUGUCGGCGAUGUGGGCAGCUGUUUCUGGACUGCACCGUCAGACGCCGAUAUGACGCAAGCCAUGUCGACCUCAAGCAGCUCAUCGACGCCGUCUCAGGGCGGUAGCGGCGCUGGCGACUCUCAGUCCGGAGGCAAGAGAAAGAAGCAAGGCCGAGGGGAUGAGGAUGAAGGCGAAUUCAGCGACGGCGAGGGCCUGGGGUACAAUCCUUCCAAGAAAAUGCGACCGAACCCCAAGGAUGAGGAGAAUCUGCGCCUGAGCUGUCCUUAUAGAAAGAGGAACCCUUCGCGUUUCAAUGUCAGGGACCACCAUAGCUGUGCCAUGACAUACUUUCCCAAGUUUGCUGAGCUGAGGCAGCACAUUGUCAAACAGCACAAACGAGAUGACCCGUCCGCGUUCGUUUGCGACAGAUGCAACCGCGAUUUCCACACCCGCAAAGAGCUUCGCGAUCACCAGCGCCUGCCUAAGGAGAUGAUGUGCGACAUUCUGGACCACGAUCCCGAGUCUGGCGUGGACGGAACUACCUCGAUCAAGCUGUUGUCUCGCAAAAGGGUCAGCGGCGCUUCUCCCGAGGCACAGUGGAAGGAGAUUUGGAACAUUCUCUUUCCAGACGAUGAGGACCACCAGAUCCAUCAAUACCAUUUUACGCCCGUCAUUGAGCACUUUGAGCUCUCCAAUUACUACAUGUCCUCGUUCGAGGCCUUGCAUUCUUCGCUGCGCGACAAGAUUUCGAAUCCUCAGACGCUGGAGACGCUGACAACCAAGUUCCAUCAGUGCUUCAUAGAGGCCGUGGAACGAUGCAUCGGCGCCGCUCAGAGCAUGCCCUACGCGAAUCGCAGCAACAAGAGAAGCGAGCCACCUCGAGCACAGAACUUCCAGACCAUGGUACCUCGAAAGGGGAGAGAUAUACUCCCCCGCCCCGAUUCUGGGGUGGUCAUGAUGAGUGACGAGUGCUCGGAGGAAAGCAACAGCAUCAGAAACUCUGCCCUCAGCGGCCCUCGAGACAAUGUGCGGACCGUUAUCAAGGAGGAUAUCCGAAGGCGCGGGAGCAACCUGGCCCUCGAUCCCCCGGCACUGCCUACGCCGUCGGCAGUGGCAAUGAUGGACCAUAGCUUCUCAAGUCACAUGUCGUUUAUGCCUCCGAUGGGCGUCAGCGGCUCGAUGAACCCUGUAGCUGUCCAGUCCUGGAACAACAACGUGGCGGACCCCAAUGAUGGAGACAUUGGCAACAGCUUUCCGAUGACGGACCACUUCUAUGCCCCCGGGGAGCUCACACCACAUGGAGACUUGGGGAACUGGGACGAAGGGUAUUAUCAGUCGUUUCAGGGCUUGGGCGAUCGAUUCCACGGCUUUGGCGGGGGGCUGAACUGA